UUUAUUUCGUGUUCCGACUAGCAUUUGCGCGGACCCACCCUUUUUCAAAUUUCAUCUAUUCUCAUAUACCGGUAUAGUUCAACCAUGCCUGCUUGCUUAAUUCCUCACCGAUCCUGUCCUUUGCAUCCGAGACAUAUUAUCAGUCAAGAGCAGCAUGGGGUAUGUAUUAUUAAUACCUUGAUUUUUCUUGUUUCUCCUUUGUAUACAUAUUAUUCUUUCUAUUGGGUUUGUUUUCAUUUCUUGUGUAUUUGGUUUUCUCCCAAGUUUCUUUACCCUUUCGCGUUUGUACCUCCUGCACCAUUUGUUUGAUCAACGCUGUCGGGACGGGAAUGUCCUCGAUGCGCGAAGGUACUCCUGGAUGAACUAUGACCUCGCAUUUCAAUGAAUUCUGCGUUUCUUUGUCACAUGGAA
Aspergillus costaricaensis CBS 115574 is the source of this 411-nucleotide messenger RNA. RefSeq lists its product as uncharacterized. Bases 85 to 309 code for a protein of 74 amino acids. NCBI's taxonomy places the organism in Eukaryota, Fungi, Ascomycota, Eurotiomycetes, Eurotiales, Aspergillaceae. The transcript has a single exon. The record is from RefSeq and is a predicted model, not a curated record.